AUGCGUUGGGUUUCCAUUCUUUCUACCGCUUUGCUCGUCGCUGGCGCGAGCGCGGUCCCUCAUGCCGGAAAGCACAGAAGAAUCUCUUCAUCUUCUGCUGCCAGCUCGGACCCAUCUUACUGGCUUGCUGAUAUCAAGCACCAGGGCAAUGCCCCUGCUGCUGCCAGCGGCUACAAGGUUUUCCGUAAUGUGUUGGACUAUGGUGCGACUGGUGACGGUACGACCGAUGACACUGAGGCCAUCAACAAGGCUAUUAGUGACGGUGACCGUACUGGCCCGGCUGCCAACCAGACCACCUCCACCACUCCUGCAAUCGUUUACUUCCCCGCUGGAACCUACUCGGUUUCCGCGCCGAUCGUUGACUUCUACUUCACCCAGCUCAUUGGAAACCCCAACAGCCCCGCCAUUCUCAAGGCCACUUCUAGCUUCACCGGCAUGGGUCUGAUCGAUGGUGACGAAUACGAGAAUGGAGCUGAGGGUUGGAUUUCUACCAACAUCUUCCUUCGCCAAGUCCGCAACCUGGUUAUCGAUCUGACUGCUAUUCCUGGAACGACCGCUGCCACUGGUAUUCACUGGCCUAGCUCCCAGGCUACCAGUGUCGAGAACGUCGUCAUCAACGUGAACGCUGAUGCUGACUCGCAGCACCAGGGUAUCUUCAUCGAAGACGGUUCUGGUGGAUGGAUGUCCGAUGUCACCGUCAACGGUGGUCUCUACGGAAUGAACAUUGGUAACCAACAGUUCACCUACCGUAACAUCACCAUCAACAACGCCGCCACUGCGAUCAGCCAGAUCUGGGACUGGGGCUGGACUUACAUUGGUCUCAACAUCCAGAACUGCACCACUGGUAUCAGCCUCCAGGGCGGUGUCAACCAGACAGUUGGUGGCCUUAACGUUAUCGACAGCACUAUCUCGAACACCAAGACCUUUGUCAACACUUCCUGGACCGACACUGCCACUCCCGCCAGCGCUGGUAACCUGAUCUUGGAGAACGUCGUUCUUGACAACGUGCCCACUGCUGUCCUGGGACCUAGCACUACCUACCUUGAGGGCGGGUCCACCACCAUUGCCUCGUUCGGCCAGGGCCACAAGUAUACCCCCACUGGCCCUGACACUCUUAAGGGUACUUUUGCUCCUGUUGCUCGCCCCAGCGGUCUUGUCGGCGGCUCCGGCUCCAACUACUUCACCAAGGGCAAGCCUCAGUACGCUAGCACCCCUGUUGACUCGGUUGUGAGCAUUCGCGACUCUGGCGCCAAGGGUGAUGGAACGACCGACGACACCGAGGCUAUCAACACUGCCCUCAAGUCUGCUGCCGGCAACGGAACUAUCAUUUUCUUUGACUACGGUAUCUACAAGGUCACCGACACUAUCUACAUUCCUCCCGGCGCCAAGGUGGUUGGUGAAUCUUACCCCAUCAUCGCUGCCAGUGGUGACGCCUUCUCCGAUGCCAGCAACCCUUACCCUGUUGUGCAGGUGGGCAAGUCUGGUGACAAGGGUACCAUCGAGUGGUCUGACAUGCGUGUCGGUACCAUUGGUGGCACUGCUGGUGCCGUUCUUAUUGAAUGGAACCUUAACGGUGAGCAGGGUUCUGGUAUGUGGGAUGUCCACACCCAGAUUGGUGGCUGGACUGGCUCCGAAUUGCAGGUUGAGCAGUGCCCUACUUCUGCCUCUCCUGCUGCUAAGUGCCAGGCCGCCUUCAUGUCGCUUCACAUCACCAAGGAUGCCCAGAACUUCUACUCGGAGAACGACUGGUUCUGGACUGCCGACCACGACGUUGAUGACCCAACAAACACCCGUGUGUCCAUCUUCACUGGCCGCGGUGUUCUUGUUGAGGGCACUAACAUUGCUAUGUGGGGAACUGGUUCCGAGCACCACGGUCUGUACCAAUUCCAGUUCGACGGUGCCACCAACGUUGUUGGUGGUUACUUCCAGACUGAGUCUCCUUACUACCAGCCUUCGCCCGACGCCACCUCUGGCCCGUACACCUCCGACACCAAGUGGAACGACCCUGACUUCAGCACCUGCCUGAAGGGUAACUGUGACGCUCUCGGUCUCCGUAUCGUCGACAGCUCCAGCCUCUCCCUGUACGGUGUUGGUCUGUACAGCUUCUUCAACGACUACGACACUAGCUGCUCUGACCUUGGUGGCUCUGCGGACUGCCAGAGCGAGGUUUUCCGUGUUGACAGCGGUGUUUCUGACUUGAAAGUCUACGGAUACAACACCGUUGGUGUGACCAACAUGAUCACUGUCAACGGAACGAGCGCGGCCGUGUACUCUGACAACCUCAGUGUCUUCCCUGCCUCGAUUGCUCUUUUCUCUACUUAA
Talaromyces rugulosus is the source of this 2322-nucleotide messenger RNA. RefSeq lists its product as uncharacterized. The transcript is spliced from 4 exons. The record is from RefSeq and is a predicted model, not a curated record. Gene Ontology annotation, molecular function: polygalacturonase activity. Bases 1 to 2322 code for a protein of 773 amino acids. Lineage: Eukaryota; Fungi; Ascomycota; Eurotiomycetes; Eurotiales; Trichocomaceae.